This is a messenger RNA of Coccinella septempunctata (seven-spotted ladybird), 2410 nucleotides long. Its product is annotated as N-alpha-acetyltransferase 35, NatC auxiliary subunit. Bases 209 to 2326 code for a protein of 705 amino acids. The record is from RefSeq and is a predicted model, not a curated record. Lineage: Eukaryota; Metazoa; Arthropoda; Insecta; Coleoptera; Coccinellidae. Gene Ontology annotation, biological process: N-terminal peptidyl-methionine acetylation. Gene Ontology annotation, cellular component: NatC complex. The transcript is spliced from 13 exons.
AAAAUAUUUUAGACAUUUCUAAAUAAUUAUAAUUUGUUAUAAAUAAAUUUCACCUCUAACGAUUAUUAGUAUUUUAUUAUUUUAGUCGAAAUUGUUCAUACGUAAAAUCUACUCCAUUAGUUUCACAUGUUUCAAACCCAGAUCUCAAUUACGUGAGUGAUAUAUUACUUAAACUAGUUGAAAUCUUGGUUUAAUUGAAUGGAAAAGAAUGGAUUCUUCAGCAACUGAAUCUGCCCCUAGCUCAAGUGAAAAACCUGGAAUGACUGUACUCAUGAGACAAAAAAACCAUGUAUACAAUUGGAACGAUAUAACAAAUGAAUUCAUGGGUUCUGUUAAAGAUUUAGCUCUGGGGGAACUUUUACAUGAUGAUAUGUUCGGGUUAUUUGAAGCAAUGUCAGCUAUUGAAAUGAUGGAUCCCAAAAUGGAUGCAGGAAUGAUGUGCAAUAGAGGCUUUAAACAUAUUAUGGAUUUCGAUGAACAGGUCAAGCAAAAUAUCUUGAAAUUGAAAGAUUUCACCAGCGAAGAAAGAAUAGGAAUCAUUGAUACUACACUUGCUUGCAUUGUUUCUUGGCUGGAAGGGCACUCAUUGGCACAAACCGUUUUCAUUAAUUUAUAUCUGCAUAAACCUUACAUGAUAGAAGACAGAAUUAUGAAAGUAUUUUCAUUAUCUGUGUAUAAGCUCGUAGAAAUUCUCAAAGAUUAUAUACACAAGGCAAUGGUAUAUGAAGAGGAGGAUUUUCAGCCUAUGCAGUAUGGAUAUUACUUAGUUCCUGAAAUUUCUGAACAAAGAAUGUCGGGAAUGUUGAGAGAAAUAGAAGAAGAACUGUCUAAAAAGUUGAAAUCCUCAGAUAAUGCUGAACUGAUCCAAGCAGAACACUCUCGCAUAAAAUUCAUAAAAGCACUAUAUCAGUCAUUACUUUCUUUACGUAAAGAAAAUCAGUUGAAUAAUGUAGAUAACAUAAGAUUGUUGAAUACAGCACUGGACAUGUUGCAACAUGUGAAAAAUACAGUAGAUUUUGGAAUAGAGGGAAUAGAAGAUGGAAAAUCAAGUAUGUUAGGAUUUGAACCUAUGAUAAAUCAAAGACUGUUGCCCCCAACUUUCCCAAGAUAUACAAAAAUCAAACCAAAGAAAGAAGCAUUAAUUUACUUUGAAGAAAUGUUAGAUAGACUGAAAAUUGUUUGUAGGUUGUCGACAACCAAUGGCUUGAAUCAAGUUUUGGAUUUCUUUAUCGAAUAUAGCAAAACUGGUCCAUGUAUUUUGUCUAGAUCAGCUUUGCAGUUAGUUUAUCCAGUUAAUAACAGCAAAUUCAUGAAGGAACAAUUAAGAGAUGCUGUUAAAUCUUUUAUUGCCCCACCUUCAUUGACUGUGAAAAGUCUUCAAGGAAAUACUCAGGCUAAACAAUAUGUAGAUUCUUUCCUGACGCAUUGCGUUAGACCAUUCUCGAACUUCCUACAACUUUGUGGCCAUAACAGGGCGCGUCAGCGAGACAAAUUGGCACAUCUCUUGGAAGAUUUCAGCAAUUUGCAAGAUGAGGCAGAGAGAGUUGACGCAUUUCUCCAUAAUAUUGCAGCGAGUUCCAACGUGUCAAGACAGCAUUUGGCCUGUUUUGGCACCUGGAUUUUGUAUCACACCUUGAGAAUCAUGAUAAUGUACCUUCUGACUGGGUUCGAAUUGCAACUUUACAUUGCCCAUGAGUUCUAUUACAUUUAUUGGUAUCUUUACGAAUUUCUGUAUGGAUGGCUGAUAUCUGCGCUCACCAGAGCUGAUAGUUUCUUAGUAGAGAACGAUUUGAUGAAUGACACCAACAAACAAAAGAACGCUAACAAAAAGAAGCCAAAGCAUAAGAAAAAACCUAGGCCUUAUAUGAAAGACAUAGCAUAUUAUCAAGCUUUGCAAAAUAUGUGUGGAGGAUAUUAUAAAGCUUUGUUAGCUUUUCGUUUCGAAGGCAAACUUCAAGUGCCAAACCCCCAAUUCGACUGUGAACAAGUUAGGUAUGAACACCGUUUCGCCCCUUUUCAGAAUCUCCUAACACCACCGCCUGUACAAUACGCCGAGUUUCGCGAAAUGACGUCCUUACAGAACUUCCAGCAUCAGCCUGUAGAUAGCACUUAUCUCUACAUUGGAGGCUGUAAGCAUUUUCAUCAGGCAAGACAGCUAUUAGAGACUAUACCGCAAGAGAGCGAAGUGGUUGAAUUAAUAAAAAUUUGUAAAACCAAUUUUAUUGUUUUGAAGUUGCUGGCCGGGGGACAUAAAAAGGAUUCAACUAAUCCUCCAGAGUUUGUGUUUGAUCAGUGUAAAUAUUUUCCGAUUAUCAAACUUGUUUAGAAAAUAAAUUAGAUUUCAGUAACGUUAAUAACAGAUUCAGGUCUUGUAUUGUUUUUUUUUAAAUAAAUUAUAUCUCCUGAACCA